Alternaria ventricosa is the source of this 3696-nucleotide messenger RNA. RefSeq lists its product as uncharacterized. The transcript has 4 exons. The record is from RefSeq and is a predicted model, not a curated record. The coding region runs from base 1 to 3696 and encodes 1231 amino acids. Lineage: Eukaryota; Fungi; Ascomycota; Dothideomycetes; Pleosporales; Pleosporaceae.
AUGCAAGCAGUCGAUACGCAUACACAGCCCUACCAGGACCCUCGGCGUCAGCCACGCCACCCUCAGGAUGUGCAGACUAGCGGCUAUCAACUUGCGCCUACUGGCGGCAACUUCCUGAUGCCAGACGCGCAAGGCACAUUCACAUACUCUGCAGAGCCUGCAUCCAUGGUUUACGAUGGGUCCAUGGUAUCGCUUCCCUCAUCCAGCACCCCUGGGCAGGAAUCCAUCUUCACUCCUAACGUUGGAUCCUCUCUCGACUCCUCAUUACAUCCGGACAUGUCAUAUCCACCACCGAAUGCCUACAAUCAAGCUCCAAACUACGGUCUUUCUCCGGGGUCCUACUACGGAAACGGACAGAACAUCUCGCCCUCACAUUCAGUUGAGCAUUUUAGCCCAGAAACGGGUUACAUGAGCGAUCCCAGUCACCACGAUCUCAGCGCUUAUGCAACGCCAAAUUUCAAUGCACACGUUCUCGAUGAAUUCUCUGGGCUGACCUUUGCCGAUAACGGGACGCUGAACACGUACAACGCUCAGCCAAGCAACCACCUCAGUAACACUUCGCUAAACCCGCACCAUCAAUUGAUGUCGCCCAGUGCGACGAACAAUUCCAGUCCGGCACUAGGCGAUGAGAGCUCAGCCUUCCCCUCUAUGCAGUACAACGGGAACAUUCCUGGAAACGUGCCAAUGGCAAACCCAAGGCCCCUCACGCGACAUUUGACGAGUCCCAUUGUACGUGUGGAAAACUAUAGCAGAGAAGAUUCGCCUUCGCGUUCCGACAACAGCAUGCCUGUCAGCAAGCACAGCUAUGGUAGUCGUCAUUCCGGUAAUCACCUAUCGCCGUAUGCGCAUAACGAUGAUUCGGAUGGUGAAGCGGAGCCUCACGAGAACCUGCAUUCGCGACCAGGAGUCCGUGGACCCGAUCGCAACGAGGACGGCUCCUGGCUCACGACAGGACAGUCGGGGCAGAACGGUAUUAACCCUGACGAGCGCCGCCGGAUGGGUGACGCCUGGAUCCCCAGCAUAGAGGAAAUUGCAGAGCAACGCUCGAAGGAUGAGAAGAAGCUUGAAGUGCAGGAGUGGCUCACUAAGAGUGAGGUCGGAAGCGAGGCAGGCGACGUAGGGCCUUCGAACAAUCUACUCAAGCCCAUCCCGGGUCGUCGUCGAGCGAAGAGCCACAACGACAUUCAACGCCGGGCUCUCCCAGAUAGCUUCGGGCUGGGUGUGCGUACCAACUUCGACCGUAUAGAUGAUUCGGGCAUACCUGGACCUGGGGUUUACAUUGACGAACGAAGCGAUUACGGCGACUACGAUUACGACGAUGAUGAGUCGGCAGAACCUGAAUCCCCACCCGCUGCGAUCGAUAUCAACGCAAGCCAUAUAGAAAACUCGUACUUUCCUCCGACACAAGAACUUAUACCAAAGGAUGGUACUGCUGUCAAGCCAUGGGUAGAUGGACCGUUGCAGCCACACCCGCCAAACCCAUCGGCUCGAUAUCAGCCGCCCACAUCCAAUGCUGCGAUGAUGCGCUUCUUGGUUCGAGCGAAGGACGUUGAACAAGCUUCACUUGCGGCAACUGUUGGCUCACGCCGUCUCAGCGAGUCUGAUAUUGGUAGCAUACGUGCAGCUCCCGGUGUUAUCAAAGUCAUCGAACCCGAGCCAAGAAAGAGCAAGGAGCGACAACGGCGGCCCAGCUUCUUGGAAAACAUUCUACCCAAACGUACACCAAGCAAUAUACUCAAGCGCAAGGGCAGUAUACCAGUGCAGCAGUCUGAUGCAGCCUCGGACAAGUCCAAGGAGCCCAUCAUUGAGAAGCCGAAACGUAUAGGUAGUUGGGGUCGUCCAAAAUCUCCUCGAGUUGAUACAAACCUAAGCAGUCAUAGCAAGGACGGGGGACAACUUAGUUCAGUAGGUCUGUCUGCGGCAGCGGGCCCGUGGUACAAAGGUCCCAAAAAUGCCAUCAGACGUACUCGAAGCAGGAGCGAUAUCGGGAGAGGGAGAUCGCCUGGGCUGGCUGAGCUGAUGACGCAGCACGGAGGUCCACCGAUGCCUAUGUUAGCUUCACCGCUCGCGGACACAGAGGCCACGAAGCCUUCCGCACAGCCAAGUCCAGCUGGAGACGAUGAUGAAGAUGACCAAGACCCCGUUAGUAUGGAUCUCACGGUCCGCACCGAUCCCAUUGUCCCAACGUACGACGGCUUUAGAAGUCAUGCUAGACAACUGAACCCACGCCUGGCUGAUUUCAUGGUUGAGCGUAUCACCCAGGAGCAAAUGCGCAGAUACAAGAGAUUAUUGGAGUUCAAGGUCAAGCAUCUCAACGCCGUACAGCAUAAGAAUUGUGCCUCUGCAAAGUUUUGUACUGACCUCGGUGGUGAGGCGAAGCAACUCCCUCCGAAAGCCGGUGCCAAGGAUGCCGAAACUCCUUUCAUCGGUUUCCAGGUCACUGCACCUGGUUCUUCCGACGACGAUGGCGAGCCCCCGCUAGAAGGUAAUGUGGCUCCUGCCGCGUUCCCAUCAGGUGUACCUCUUCCCCCUGUCAAGCGCCUACCAGCCGAGUUCGAAUGCACGUUGUGUUUCAAGGUCAAAAAGUUCUACAAGCCGUCCGACUGGACCAAGCAUGUACAUGAAGACGUACAGCCUUUCACGUGCACCUUCCCCAAUUGCGGGGAACCCAAAUCGUUCAAGCGCAAGGCGGACUGGGUCAGACAUGAGAACGAGCGACACCGUCAGCUGGAGAACUGGACAUGUCAGAUCGCAGACUGCAACCAUACCUGCUAUCGCAAGGACAACUUCGUGCAGCAUCUCGUUCGUGAGCACAAGAUAGCUGAGCCACGGCAACGUACCCGAGCCGCUCACAAAGACGCGACAGCAACUGGUGACCAAGAUGACAUUUGGGCCAUUGUCGAAAGAUGUCGCCGCGACACGACUAAGCUACCCAAGGACGAGCCAUGCCGGUUUUGUGGCAACAUCUGUACGAGCUGGAAGAAAUUGACUGUUCACUUGGCAAAACACAUGGAGCAGCUCAGCAUGCCCAUUCUUACGCUUGUGGACCAGAAGCAGCUCAACGCGGACAGCAUCAUUAGCCCCGUGGUAGAGCUGCCCGAAAGCCGCAAGCUCUCCAUUACUCCGGGCCGCUCGCCACUAGACAACCCGUCGCGGUACAAUCCUAAUGCCGCAUAUGCACCUGGUAUCGACCCUCACAGUCUUUAUCCUCAGGAAACAAAAUCCCAGGCAGGAUCUACACCGAUGCAAACCUACCCCCCACCGCAAAUGGCACCGCCACCGACUCAGACUAGCGGCUAUGCGAACUAUGUGGCAAACAAUGCCACGAAUUUCACGAACCAGACCUACCCAGGUCUACAGGUCCCUCGGAAGCCACACAAUGGCUACACGAACGGGCUGCAAAUUCCUAGUCAGCCAUACCAGAACGGGAAUAUGCAGAACGGGGUGCAGCAGUAUGGCAUGAAUCCUGUUAAUACCGUUCAACAACAGCAGUCCUUGUACACGGACUCUCCGGUCGACGCUACGACUACACCUUUUCCUUCCUACUACACUCAAGAGCCGCAGGGCUUGACGACUGAGAUGCCGAAUAUGGGUUACGAUAUCAACAACGCUAUGUCUUACCAACAAGGCAGCACCUACCCUGCCAUGUCGUAUCUGACGGCACAACACAACUAUCAAUACCAACAUCAGCAAUAG